UAUUGUUUUUUGCGCAAAUUUGGGAGAAAUUAAAUACAAAAAAAAAAAAUGCAUUUGUGUUGGGUUUUUUGUUGUUGAAUCGGAUUCAACAAAUUGCCCAAAUUUCAAGUGAAAAUCGUCGAUAAAUGAAAAUUCACGUAAAUUAUUGAAAAUAUUUUGACUCCCGGCUCGCAGCGAACGUUAAAACGGGAUCGUUUGGAGGUCUUUGAAAUUUGAAAAGAGAAAAGAAAAUGUUAAAAUUUCAAAUACAGUCCAAAACGAUUGGAAAAUAAGCGACGAUCGCCAACUGGAAAUGGUCUCUCAAUGCAAUUGCCCAUGCUAAAUAAGCAGUUAAUUCAAUCUAACGAUCGAUUAAUCGAUCUGUUGUGUGUGCGAAAAAGCAAGAAAAAAGCAAAGAAAAUGCAAGAAAUCUAAUUGAAAAUAAAAAAAAUUCAGUAUCUAGUAAGAAAAUUGAAAAAGAAAAAAAGUAUCACGAAAAUGUGCUAGUGAACGAGUUGAAGAUAUCUAUUAAAAUCCGCCGUUAAGCAAAAGCUAUAGAGUUAAUGCUCUCUCACAAAUCGGGAUAUUUGUUCAAUGGGAGGAGCGCGCCCAUUUAAAAUUAUGCGCCUCCACAACGGCAUACGAGAAAUGCUAUAUAGAUCGUGAUCGUAAACGAAACAUGGUACGCGACAGCAGCCGUAACAUUUGUUUUGGAAAAUUAGCCGAAACUACGCAGCAGCAACAACAACAAAUCGCCGUGGAUAGUAGCAGCAGCAACAGCAGCACCAACACCAAUAACAACAACAAUAAUAAUAAUAAUAACAAUAAUCAGAAACUACGCGAUACAUUAAAAAGGUCUACAGAAGAACCACCGACAAACAGCUUCGAAAGGAACUAUUACGAUCGCAGCCGCUUAGUCUAUCAAGCCAGCAACGCAGCAGCAGCAGUAGCGACAACUGCCAACAGCAACACAAACAGCAACAGCAACAGCAGCAGCGAUAGAUCGCGCGCCCGAGAUCGUCUUUACAGGAAUGGUUCAGCAGCAGCCGCAGCAGCAGCAACAGCAGCAGUUGGUGCGUCAGCUACAAGUAGCAACAGCAACACGACGACAACGACAGCAGCAACAGCAGCAGCUGCAGCGGGAGUGGGCGCGGUUGCAAUUGCAGCUGGAGCAGCGACAGCAGCAGGAGCAGGACAAGCAACUGGUGGUGCCGGAUUCGGAGUGGGUGGAUUUGGUGGUGGUGGUGGGCCACCAUUGGGCGAUCGGAGCAACAACAACAACAUCAUUAACCAAAACACACGCGUACCGCAGUCAUGGUACGAAGCUGCGGCUACUGCGACAGCGCAUCUGAAAAGUCCUGGUGGCAGUGGCAAUGCCGGCGUCUCAGCAGCUGGCAGCAUAAUGAGCUCACCGAUCAAUCAUCAUUCACAUCCACAUCCACAUCAGCAUCAGCAUCAUCACUACAACAACACAUCCGCCUCGUAUUCAUCACCCGCCCACUCGCAUACGAUAGCAGCAGCGGCGGCGGCAGCCGCAGCAGCAGCGGCGUCCAUUACGACGGCCAUGCACCGGAGUGUGGCGUAUGCGGGCAGUGCUGCGGAUGAAGCAACAACCACUUUAAAUUCUGCCCGCAAAAUUCACCUGCACCACAACAACAACAGCAGCAGUGGCAGCAGCAGCAGCAGUAGAAGUCCCGCUGCUGGUGGUGUCAGCAAACUAAAUAAGCUGCUCAAAACGACGGCAGCAGCGCGCUGCGGCUCCGAGUCGCCUUUGAGUGGUGCAGCGGCAGUGGCAGCGGCAGCGGCAGCGGCAGCAGCGACGACAAGUACAAUCACAAACAAUAGUUUUAGUAGUAAUAGUUUAAAUAAUACAAUAAACACGGCCACUCCAACGAUGCCAAUUGCAACAACAGCAACAUCUACAAGUGGCAACAGUAAUAGCAACAGCAACAGCAACAGCAACAGUGGCGACAUUUUAAAUGUUGCCGCUGCCGCGUUGGCCGCCGUCGUGGACAAUGGCAAUGCGACAACACAGAAUGUGAACGAUGGUCGAGCACCGCGACAUCAUUUGCAUGGACGUAGCACCACCUCGUCCAGUCGCUCCCAUUCACGAUCGCCGAGCAGUUAUAGUAGCUCGCACAGCUCAUCGUCGGCCUCAUCGCACACAUCGUCGCAUUCGCACGCGUCCAGCCCGAUAUCGGGCAAUUGUGCCGAUGCACUCGUUGGUGGCGUUGGUGGCAUUGCAGGAACAGCGCACCGCAGCUCACGCAGUUUGCAGUCCUGUGUGACAGUUGGCAGCAACUCUUCAAAUCCCAGUGGCAAUGUGGGCGGCGGGUGUGGCUCCAGUAGCAGCAGCAGCAGCAGUUCUAGCAGCAGCAGCAGCUCCUGUUUGGCCGCCAAUCCGGUGGUUCAUUCCGAAGAUAAUCGUCCGUUGGCGAUACGAGUCCGUAACCUGCCCGCCCGUUCCUCGGACACAUCCCUCAAGGAUGGUCUCUUUCACGAGUACAAAAAGCAUGGCAAAGUCACGUGGGUCAAGGUUGUGGGCCAGAAUUCGGAACGCUAUGCGCUCGUCUGCUUUAAGAAACCGGACGAUGUGGAGAAGGCACUGGAAGUGUCCCAUGAUAAACAUUUCUUUGGCUGUAAAAUCGAAGUGGAGCCCUAUCAGGGCUACGAUGUGGAGGACAAUGAGUUUCGACCCUAUGAGGCCGAACUGGACGAAUACCAUCCCAAGUCCACACGAACGCUAUUCAUUGGCAAUCUGGAGAAGGAUAUUACGGCGAGUGAGCUGCGUGUCCACUUCGAAAGCUUUGGCGAAAUCAUCGAGAUCGACAUCAAGAAGCAAGGACUCAAUGCCUACGCCUUUUGUCAGUAUUCGGACAUUGUGUCUGUGGUGAAAGCGAUGCGGAAAAUGGAUGGCGAGCAUUUGGGCAGCAAUCGCAUCAAGCUCGGCUUUGGCAAGUCCAUGCCAACGAAUUGCGUAUGGAUUGAUGGCGUGGGCGAGAAGGUGUCCGAGUCGUUUUUGCAAUCGCAAUUCACGCGCUUUGGCACUGUGACCAAGGUGAGCAUCGAUCGCAUGCGGCAAUUAGCUUUGGUGUUGUACGAUCAGGUGCAGAACGCUCAGGCGGCUGUCAAGGAAAUGCGCGGCACGAUAAUGCGUGGACGCAAGCUCCAAGUGGACUUUGCGUCGCACGAGUGCCAGGACGCCUUCUAUGACAAGCUGGAGAAGCAGCAGCAACAGCAGCAACAACAGCAGCAGCUGCAACCUCAACCGCAGCCACAACAGCCAGCACAACAGCCCAAUGCGGCAUCUGCCUCCUCGCGCUUUAAUCGCUACGAGUCAUCACAGUCACGUUCGCGAGCCUCGUCCUUCAGUCGGCAUCAGAACUCGAACGAUGGUUGUUCGCCGGGCGGCAAUACGCCGGGCAGCAGCACCGCCUCCACCGCCACCGCCAGCAGCAGCAGCAGCAGCGGGAGCAUCUCGGCUAGCAAUGCGAUGCCAGCGCCGAGUCUUGCUUCGGCAGUUGUGAGCGGAAACAGUGGAGGAGCAACCGCAGCGUUGUCCUCGACUGCGGGUUGCCCACAGAAUGCCAUGCCCAUGUCGCCGGCGGCGAUGGUGCAGGCGCGUAUGCGUAUGGCGCGCAAUGCGAGGCACACCAUCGACUUUGACUUCAACGAUACGGGUCGACGGUUUCGCAACUUUGACGAGCACGCGAGCAACAACAACGGCAGCAGUGGCAACAAUCAAAUGCAGGACGAGGAGGCGAACGCGGCGGUGCGCUCAGAUUCGCCCGUCAUUGCACGCCUCGGACCCGCUGUCAAUAGCAGCAGCGCCAGUGGGAGCGGGAGUGGCACUCCGAUCAGCGACACGCUCGAGGGGACGCUGAACAGCAGCGGAAGCAACAGUCGUCGGCGUUGUGAACAACAACAACUUGACGAGUGCCCGUCCAGUGGUGAUGAGGGCGUGGUCAGUCCGCGCAAGCGCAUCAAAAUGGAUUACCAUCAUCAUCAUCAUUCCAAUGCCAGUGCGCAACUGCAUAUGCUGGAUCAGAACAGCGACUCGUUGGCCUCUGGUCAUGGCAGCAGCAGCAACAGCAACAACAACAACAAGCCCAGUCCGCUGUCCAACUGUGAUGUAAUACAUGAUCCUCUCAAUCGCAAAAGCGAAAUUCGUCGCGUCUCGGAGGCGAAUAAAUUUUCAGCGAUUGCACCACCGCCCACACAACACCACAAUAUGAUGCUCAGCAGCCGGCGGCCAUCGAUUGAUGUUGGCGCCUUGACAGCGCUGUCCAAUUCGUCGGCCUUUCGCCACGGCCUGGUCGGCGCGAGCAGCAUGGAUCAGCAGCAUCUGAUGAAUGCAUCGCUGGCAGCGAAACGACGUCGAGUUACAGCUAGCACGCUGCAGCUCUCGCAGCCGCAGCCGCUGCAACAGCAGCAGUCAACGUCGUCGUCGUCGUCGUCAUCGAUGUUGUUGUCCUCCUCAUCCGCCGCAGCCGCCGCCAACAGCAAUAGCAGCAGCAACAGCUGUGGAUUACCACCUACGCUGGCAGCGCCCAUGCCCAAUGAUGACUAUCAUCAUCAUGCGUCGCGUGGCCGGGGCCAUCAGCUACAUUCCCAUCACUCACACGAGGCCAGCGGGGGCGAGAGCGCCGACGGCUCACGGCCGGGCACGCCGCUGUGCGAUGAACGGCCAGAGGUGUUGCCCACCGAGCCGCGUCGUCUGCCGCCGGCAAGGGAACGGACACGGGAGCGCGUGCGCGAGGUAAUGUGGCUGCCGUUGCCCAAAUUCGGCGUGCUCUUCUUUCAACAGCAGCGGAGUGCUGGCAGCAGUGGCAGUGGCGCGGGUAGCGGCGUGUCCAGCUACCUGCAGCAGCUGACGACGACAGCAUCGUUGCUCAACAAUAACUCUAGUCUAAGUGCAGGAGCUGCGACGACAACCUCAGCAUCAUCAUCGUCAGCAACUGCGUCCAGUUUAUCGUUUCUGCCCUCACCCACGUUACGCUAUUGGCGCUCCUCCAAUCACCACCAUCACCAGCACCACCAUCACCAUCAGCAGCAGCAGCAGCAGCAGCAGCAACAACAGCAGCAGCAACAACAACAGCUGCAGCAAUCCUCGUCGUCCUCCUCAUCGAUUGGCCUAAUGGCCAGUCCGGCGCGUCCUCGCUCGCUGAGCUCCAACUCAAGCGACUCGGAUGUGCCCAGUGGCCAGACGGGUGGCAGCCCCUCGUUGGAUGAGCGACUGCGCAACUUUGAGGAGAACUACGAGCGCUGGUCCGGUGGCAGCAGCAGCACCAAUCCCAACCAUGGCCAUGGCAGUCAUGGGCAUAGCAGCAGCAGCAGCCAGUCGAAUGCGCUGCCCUCGUGGCAGCUGUCGAUGCACUCGACGAACCUCAGUGGUCUCAGCUCGUCGCAUCAGGCUGGUUCCGGCAACAGCAACAGCUCCAGCGGCACUGUCUCCAGUUCGACGAGCAAUUCGCGUCACAAAUUUCUUGACAUUGACGAGCUGCAGCCGUCGGACAUUGUCAAGUCGCUGUUGGCCAAGAAGUCCGUCUUCGACGAUGACUUUCAGCGCCUCAAGAAGAACCAAUGGUACGAGCCGGCAAGCACUGAUUUCGGCACGGGCUCCACAAGCUCGGCGAAUGCGCGGCAUGGUGGCCUAUGCAGUGGUAACACCUCGCCAGCUUUGCCCAAUUUAGCGGCAACGAAGACAACGCCCAUCAUAGCCAACUGCAGCAGCAGCAACAGCAGCAAUCUGGGCGGCAACAGCACCGGCAGCAGCAGCAGCUGCAAGACAGGCGGUCUGCUGCAGCGUUUGAGCAGCUUGUCGCCCAUGAAUUCGCCGCAAGCGUCCAUGUCGCCUUACAACAGCCCGUCGCCGUCGCCCUCGGUCGUUGGUGUUCAGUUGGCCAAGCCCAGCUUGAGCAGCAGCUGCAACAGCAGCAGCAGUACAACAACAGCAGCAGCAACGACAGCGGCUGCAACAGCAACGGCGGCAGCAGCAGCAGCUGCCACCAAGGGAUUGCAGUAUCCAUUUCCCAGUCACCCGCCAUUGCCAAACACGGCUGCUCCGCCGCCGGCGAUACAACCAGCGCCGCCACCGCCACCGGAGGUGCCCAAGACGAAGCCAACCACGUCCUCCUCUGCGGCCAGUCAAUCGCUCAGCAAGAGUCUCAGUGUGCCAGGGGCAACGACAGAGGCGCGAUCUGUGCUGCAGAAGUCCGUCUCAGUGCCGGGAAGCACGAAUGUGGGCACCACUGGAAGCAGCAGUGCAUCCUCUAACGGUAACAGUUCCUCAACAGCAACAGCAACAGCCACACACGUACAAAAGCAAACGCCAAACCAUUCAAUGGAUGAAGUGGAGUCCAAAGGCAAUGCCAAAAGCUCAAGCUCAAGUGCAGCAACCGCGACGAGCUCCUCGACGUCCAAGAAGAACAGCAGCAGCAGCGAUAAGUCGCACAGCAGCAAACACAAUAAUCGCUCCGAUUCGGAAAAGAAGUCCAAGAAGUCUUCCUCCUCCUCCUCAUCGUCCGCAAAUGCGACUAGUUCGGAGAAGCGCAAGAAUUCGGCCACAUCGCAAUCCUCCAAGUCGGCAACGCCCAAAGUGGACGAUGAGUCCAGCGAUUCGGAUGAGCCACUGGAGAAGCCUGACAAGGAGCAAUCACAGCAACGUCUGGAGCGCGAGAAGGAGAAGGAGAAGGCGCAGCAUAAGGAGAGACAGGAGCGUGAGAAACGUGAGAAGGAGCUGCGCAAGCAACAGGAGCGUGAGGAAAAAGAGCGCAAAGCCCAAGAGGAACGUGAGCGUGAAGAGCGCAAAGCCAAAGAAGAAAAGGAAAAGGAGCGAGAGCGUGAACGAGAACGUGAACGUGAAAGGGAACGUGAACGUGAACGGGAACGUGAAAGAAAAGCUCAAGAGGAGCGUGAGCAAAAGGAGCGCGAGGAGCUACGCGAGAAGGAGCAGCGCGAAAAGGAGCUACGCGAAAAGGAACAGCGCGAGAAGGAGCAGCGUGAGCAGGAGGCACGGCAUGCACGCAUGCGUGACAUGUGCGCCUAUCACAAAAACAAAUCCGAUGCGAGUUCCGAGGCGAGCAGCUUCUACGCCCACAAUGCAGCCACGCCCAGUGAGAACAAUAAAGAAAAUGCUGCAGCUACUGAUAUGGCAACACAGCCAACAACAACAACAACAGCAGCAGCUGGAGCUGGUGCAGGAGCAGCAACUGUUGCUAGCUCAGCCCCAACUGAGAGCAACAGCAACAAGGAUCGUUCACGCAAAUCCUCGCGGAAUUCACCAACGCCCAGCAGUGGACGACAGCACAAGCGACGCCUCAGCUCGCAGGACAGCAACCACAGCGGUGGCGGCGGUGCUGGUGGUGGACAGAAUCAUGAGGAUUAUGUGAAACGCAUACGCAUGGAAAACCCGAACAGCACUACGAGCAAUCCUCAUCAGCGGCUCAGCGAUCGUCGUGACUCCAAGGAGCACAAGAACAGCAGCAGCAGCGGCGGCUGCAAGGAGGAGAAGACCAGCUCCUCGUCCAAGUCGCAUGGCAACAGCAGCAGCAACAGCAGUUCCAAGCACCAUCGGCGCGACAAGCAUCACAGCAAAAGCACCAGCAGCACUGAGAUCAAUCAUACCGAAUUGGAUAACAAGCAGCAACAGCAACAGCAACAACAGCUGCAACAGCAGCAGCAGCAGCAGCAGCAGCAACAACAGCAGCAGUUGCACACGCUCAACACCAGCGAGGAGGAGCAACAGCAGCCCUCCCAGUCGCAGCAGCAACAGCAGCAGCAAUCGCAGUUGCUGCAUAAGCAACGGGAGCAUCAUCAUCAUGGCAGCUCCUCGUCGUCGUCGCGGCACAAAAGCAAACGAGAUCACCAUCAUCAUCGCGAGAAGAAGCGGCAUUCGGUGGCCGAGUCCACCAAUACGGAUGAGGAGCCCAGCCACAAUCCACACAGACGCAUCUCAGCAGCGGGUAGCUCGGCAGGCGAGCUUAGCUCGAACACAAAUACCUCCAGCAGCAAGUUGCAGCAGCACCAUCAGCAGCAGCAGCAGCAGCAACAGCAUCAACAACAACAGGCGCAGCAGCAGCAGCAGCAGCAAUCGCAUCAUCAUCAUCAUCAUCGGCGCAGCGUGGACCGCAAAUCGUCACGCGGCUCUGAUGAGGGCGGCGCCUCCUCGAAGAGCGCUUCGCAGCCGCGCAAGAUGAUGCUCAGCUCCGCGGAUUCAGAUGACACAGACGAUGCAUCCAAGAAGCAUUCCAUAUUUGAUAUACCCGACGAUUGUCCCAACGUAUCAAUGUACGAUAAAGUGAAGGCGCGCAGCUGCAAGAAUAUGCAGCGCCAAGCCGAGGAGAAGAAGAUCAAAGCCAAGUUCUCACAGCUGAAGCAGUCGCGUGCGAAAAAGAAACGAUCCACCAGCUACGACGGAGACAGCGAUACGGAGUUCGAGGAUCGCAUGCAUCAUCGGCUCAGCGGCAGCAGCAGCUUCCAUGGGCGCAAUCAUGGGGGCCUGAGCAGCAGCGACGAUGACAUGGAUGAUGCCGAUGGCUUUCGCAAGAUGUCGCACAGUCGCAUAUUCUCCGACUCGGAUGCAGAUGGCGAGGUGGAUGCGGAGACUGACGAUCUCAAUGCUAGUCGCAUGCGCCAGCAAAUGCAACAGAAUCUACGACGUCUGUGCGAUGGCGACGAUAGCUCCGAGGAUGAGAUUCGUCGCAAUGUGAUCAGCCACGCGGGCAAACGGAAUUGCCUUUCGACGCGUAUUGCCUCCGAUUCGGAGUCGCAGUCGCAGCCGGCACCGGAACUGAUCAACACUAGCAUCAAACAGGAGCCGGACAUCAAGCAGGAACAGAUCUCCGAUAACGAAAUAAAGUAUUCCAAAUCACGUCACAAUUCGCACUCCUCCAACGAGGAGCGCAAGCUGAAGACGGACUUUAAGAAGGAGUAUAACGAGUUCUUCAACACCGGCUACACGAACUAUGUGGGCGACAGCAGCUCGGCCAAGAUCAAGGAUUACUCUCCGGAGACGCGCAAGAAGCACAAGAAGAGCAAGAAGCGUCUCAAGUCCUCAGCCGAGAGCAGCUCCACCAUUACCGUUGCUCCUGCCCCUGCUGCAACGAGCAGCAUCUUCGAUGUGACCGAAUGCAAGCCCAACAAAUUCGACAGCUUCGAUGAGCUGAAAACGGAGCCGGUGACAAUCGCAGCUGCUCUGGAGGUGAACGCAAGCUCGGUGGCGGCCAGCGAGCGACGGAAGCACAAGGAGCGCAAAGAGAAGAAACGCGAGAAGCUGCGCAACAUGAGCGAAACCAAUGCUGCCGGCGGCUCUGUGGAGCAACUGAGCGAGAAGCUGUCCAAGGAGGAGCGUCAUCGGCUGAAAAAGUCGAAGAAGUCCAAGAGCUUGGAUACAUCUGCCCGAUUGUACAAUGUGAAUGCGUCCAAUGCCUCCCCACCGACGCCCACCACGUUGAGCACACCGGCUCGAGACUCUGCCAAGCGCAGUGAGGACAAAAUGGAGGACAUCUUCGGUAUUAUCUCCGAUGAGGAAGAGGACGAGGAGGAAUCGCAGUUGACCGACGAUCAGCCCGACACGACUAAGGCACAGCUCUCCACCACUGGACCCAUGGUGUCCGCUGCACUGCAAACGUACAAGCAGGAGCCGCCUCUGCUCAGCCACAACAGCAGCAACAAGGAGCCGGCGAUACAGCAACAGCAGCAGCAGCAGCAGCAACUGCAACAGCUGCAGCAUGAGGAGCUCGAAGUGGAGCGGAGUGAACGCGAGCGACAUCGCAAAGAGAAGCGCGAAAAGAAGCGACGCGAGAAGUCAGCACGCGAGCCAAAGCAGCAGCAGCAACAGCAACUACAACAGCAGCAGCAGCAGCAGCAACAACAAAAUGCCAGCAAACUGGACGACGACAAUAGCGUCGAUAUGGAUGAGGCGGGCCGUGCGUUGGAGGCGCAGCUUAUGGACGACUUUGAUAGCAACAAGAUGCCCGAGGAUGCCACGCCCUCCACAGCAACCACCUACCGCAGCGAUAUGACGGACGUUUUCCGUUUCUCGGAUAACGAGGACAACAACUCCGUCGAGCAGCAGCAACAACAGUUGCAGCUGCACUCGCACUCGAGCGAGAAGCAGUUGGAGUCCAAGGAAUCGGUGCACAAGAGCAAGGACAAGAAGAAGAAGAAGAAGCGCUCCAAAGAGGAGAAACAAGAGAAACUCGACAAGCAGCAACAACAACAAUUGCAGCUGCGUCGUGAAUCAGCUUGUUUGCCACCAGCAACAGCUGCUGCACCAACAGCAGCUGCCGGUUCCUCGACUAGCUCGCUGACUAUCAAUGUGCAGGCCGCCUCGAAGCAUGCCGAGGAGCAGCUGGAGAAGGAAUCGAAGCACAGUUCUCCACUCUGCAAGCCGUCGCCCAGUUUGCCCUGUCUCAUUGGCGACGAUGAUGAUGAGGAGCCGCCAAUAACGACGAUGCCCGUCAUCAAGCCCUCGUCAGCUAGCAGCAGCAGCAGCAACACGAACAGCAAGAGCAAUCGGUUGAACUCCUCCGAUGCCCUCUCGCCGGCUCGUGAGAAGCCACGCCUGAUCAGCCCCAUACCAAAGACGCCCACCAUUAGCCAGAGCAACAGCUCCAUGCUGUCCACACAGUCAGCGGAAACGCCUGUCAGCAGUGGUGCUGCGCCACUGGUCACCACGCCCACAUCCUCAACAGCGGCUGCUGCUGUCGAGUCGAAGAACGCCAUAGAGAGCAGCUCACCCACCAGUGCAGCCCUGAAUAAGAAGAAGGAGGUCUUCAUACCCGGCUUCGAUGGUCAGCUGGACUAUAAAAUAAGCGAGUCGGCGGUGCAAUCCAUAUCGGCAGAGUUGAAUAGUGGACUGCUCGACGUAUUGGCCAAUGAGCCCAAGAUACCAGUUGCCUCGCCACCUGGAGCUAUCAAGACGCUGGACAAGCUGGAGGACAGCAAAUCCCGAGUUACCAUCUCACAGGAGGAGACUGAGAGCGCUGUGUCCGCACUGCUCGGUGAAAGCUUUGGCACAUCCUCAACGGCAGACUACUCGCUGGAUGGCAUGGAUGAUAUGACCCCAACGGUUUCGGAGGUGGCUGUCGCCGAGCCCGAUGAGGAGGCAGCACUCGCUGCCAAGGCGAUCGAGGCAGCUGUCGAAGAGGCUGCCACAGAACCAGAACCUGAACCAGAGCCUGAACCCGAACCCGAAGCUGAACCUGAACCUGAACCGGAGCCAGUUGUCGUCUCCGUGGGCGUAGUGCUCGAUGCCGAGGAAGUGAACAAGGCGGUGCAGAGUUUGCGCAACGAGGACAUGGACAUCAAGGCGGACACGCCACAAUCCGAGCGCGAUCUGCAAAUCGACACAGACACCGAGGAGAAUGCCGACGAGGCGGACAGCAGCGGACCCAGUCUGAAGAUCGACGAGACCGCACCACAGAACAGUGGCUCCGACAAGUCAACGUCGAGUGGUGCUGACAAGUCCCCUGAGCCGAGCAGCGAGUCCAGUACACGGUCCAGGCAGACAGUCGAGACUGCGCAGCCCACCGUCAUAACCAAGCUGCCGACUGCAGUGCCAGUGCCGACAACAGUUGCAGCCGCAUUGCUGCCCAAUGCCAGCAACAGCAGCAGCAGCAGCAGCAGCACUCCAACCAAGUCGACUGCGCAGCAGCUGCUGAAGAUUGAGCCGCCAACCAUUAGCAAGUUGCAACAGCCACUCGUGCAGCCAGUGCAAACGGUGCUCCCAGCACCGACAGUAUCACCAUCGGCAGCACCAGCACCAGCACCAGCAGUGGCAUCAGCAGCAACAACAACUACAGCAGUAGCAGCAGCAGCAACAACAACAACAUCAACUACUGCUGCAGCAACAGCUGUGCGACCGGCAACGCCCGUCAUCAACUUGGAUCUGUCCAAUGUGAUGGCCAACUGCUCCAAUGCAACAAGCAGCAACAGCUCGGCCUCGCUGUCCUUUGGCAGUCCAACAACGACGCAGAAAGCAAUGCCACUGGCCUCCACGCCCAAGCAAACGCCAGCAACAACCCAGCAACAGCAACAGCAUCAGGCAAUGCCGCAGCGCACGCAAUCGCUCAUCAUGCAGCCGCCGACAAUAUCUAUACCGGAUCAAACGCCUCAUUUUGUGGUGCCGCAUUUGAUAUUGUCGCCGCAGCAGCAGCACCACCAACAACAACAACAGCAACAGCAGCAACAACACCAACAGCAAGCGCCUCCUGGCACCUAUCUAAUGGGCAUACGAGCGCCGUCGCCGCAUAGUCCGCUGUUGUCUCCGGGACGCGGCACGCCCAAUCGCCAGCAUAGUCCAGCCGCCCGCCAAAUAGCGCCAGCACAGCAGCAACAUCCGCUGGCUUCGCCUACAGGCAACAGCAACAUGAACAUGAGUCCGUUGCCCAGUCCCACAGCGCGUGGAGUUGCCACAACCACGACGACAUCGCCCACAACCAGCGGCAAGAUGCCAACACCUAACAGUUACCUUCCACGCCCACCGAUGCAUCAGCAACAACAACAGCAGCUGCAGCAGCAGCAACAACACCAGCAACAAUCUUCACCGGGCAGCAUGCCCAAGUCUGUCAUUGAGCUGCAAUCAGGCGCAGGAGUUGCUGCUGGCCAGGGGCCACAAUUGCUGCCGAUGCCGUUGCAGAAAAUGCCGCCAUUGCCCGUGCCGCAUCACCCGACAAUCAUUAGCAAGGUUGUCACCGUGCAGCCACAGCAGGCGAUACAGACACAAGUGGCCAGCUCGCCGCCCAUGGGUAGCCUGCCGCCGCAUAAGAAUUUGCAUGUGAAUGCCCAACAACAUCAGCAGCAGCAGCAACAACAACAACAACAGCAGCAGCAGCAGCAGCAACAACUGUCUCCACAAAUGUUGUCUAAGAUGAACGUGCAUCAGCAACAGCAACAGCAGCAGCAGCAGCAUCAACAACAGCAACAACAACAUCAGCAACAGAUGCAGAAGUUCAUCCAUGCACAUCAACAACAACAAAUGCUAGACCGCAAGCAACAGCGACAACAGCAUAUGCAGCCACAGCACCAACAGUUGCACCAGCAACAGCAGCCGCAACAACAACACCAGCAGCAGCAAGGACAUCCACAACAACAACACUUGCAGCAGCAAAUGCAACAUCCGCCAUUGUCACCGGGUCAUCAUCAUGCACAUCCUACGCAACAGCAACAGCAGCAGCAACAUCAAGCACGCCAGCAAUAUCAGGCGCAACAGCAGCAACAUCAACAGCAGAUGCAACACCAACAUCAGCAGCACCAGAUGCAUCAACAACAACAACAACAACAGCAGCAGCAACAGCAGCAAUUGCACAUACAAAAGCUGCAACAGCAAUUGCAUACAGCGCAUCAGCAACAGCAUCAGUCGUUGACGCAUUUGACACCGCAGCCGCCUGUGUUUACACAACAACAACAACAGCAGCAACUGCCACGCAACGUGCAACAACAACUGAGCCCAACGGGCAUCAAUCCCAGUGCACACAGCUCGCACAGUCCACAGGCGCAGCAACAGCAGCAACAGCAGCAGCUGCAUACCGCUGCCAUUCUGGUACGUGCGCCCACUCAACAACAGCAACAACAACAACAGCAGCAACAGCCGCAGCAGCAACACCAACAACCACAGCAGCAACAACAACAGUCGCUCAAUGUUAUACAGAGCGCGCCAGCAGCACAAAAAAUAAUUGUGCAGCAGCAAAUUGUGCCUGCACCAACAUCGAUGCACUAUCCGCCGCCACCGAAGGAGACGGCGCCUGCUGUAGAGUCGCCCGUGCUGCCGGUGAAGACUUCGGAGAGCGUUUCCGUAAUACGUACGCCCACGCCCACCAUCAGCCUGGCCAACUCGCCGCAGGCAACAAAGGUUGCAGCAGCAGCAGCGGCGGCAGCAGCAGCAGCUGCUUCUCUGCUGACCGAGGAGAAUGUCAUCAAGAUCUCCCAGCCCAAGCAGGAUGAGCUAAUCGAGCAGGACUCGAAGGAGGUGGACAGCGACUACUGGUCCGCCAAGGAGGUGAACAUUGACAGCGUCAUCAAGAAGCUUGAUCCGGCAACAGCUGCUGCAGCAGCAGCGGCCGCAGCUGUCAAGGACGACAACCAGAACAAACGAGCAGCAACACAAAUGCAGCAGCAGCAACAGCAGCAGCAGCAGCAACAACAGCAACAGCAACCACCUGUAACUGAAUUGGCCUCAGCUGAAGCAACACCUUCGUUGCCCAGUGAGCCGCCAGCAACUGCAACAGCUGUAACUGCAGCAACAACAGCACCAACAGUUGCUGCCAAUGUCAGCUCCAAUGAUCAUGAUACCGAGGAUGAAACCGAGACGCGUCAACUCACGGUGAAAGCUCUCAAGCAACUAGGUCGACCGCCAAGCGCGCGUGGCACGGCAGCCAAACGUGGACGUCAGCCACGUGGCGCCAAGGCCAAGCAAGCUGCCGGACUGCCAGCAACAGUUACGGAGCCCAGUCCGUUGCUGACGCCGGGCGACAACGGCGUGCACACACGCCUGCGGAAGCCUGUGGCGGCGCCAGUGACGCGCGGACGCAAGGGUAGACCGCCGCGGAACUUGUUGCUGCAGCAACAGCAGCUGCAACAGCAACAGCUGGCCCAACAGCAGCAGCUUGCACAGCAGCAACAGCAGCAGAAGGAGCCUGUGCCGCCUGCACUUUUGACAAUGCCUGUGCCCACAGCCGCUGAGAAGAAGGCCAGGAAUCAGGCAUUGACACAAGCCAGCGGAUCCAGUCAGGAUAUAUACGAGUUCCAUGACGAUGUUGGCGAUGCUGAGCCAAAGAUAAAGGCAACUCCAGUUGUUGCCACAGCGGCAGCACCUGCUGCCGAUGACCCGCGACCGCGACUCAUACUGACCAUCAACAAGCUGAAGAAUAGCAGCGAACUGGAGAGUCAAGCGGAAGCGACGCAGCCACAACAACAACAGCAGCCGCAGCAGCAGCAACCACAGCUGGAGCACAACACGGACAGCUCGGAGUCGUGCAAUACGCGUAAGUCGCGCCGUCUGCAAGAGAAGGAGGAUCGCAGCACUGUGGACGAUAUCAUCGAGGAUGUAGUGCGCAACACUAAUACACAACAGCAGCAACAACUUCAGCAGCAAUUGCAACAACAGCAGCAGCAACAGCCGCAACAACAACAGCAGGCGCAGCAACAACAGCAACAGCCGCAGCAACAAUUGCCCAAAGGAGCGCAAACGCCACCGCGACGCUCCGGUCGCCAUGCGCAGGCUAAGAAACCGGAUGCUGUACAAACGCCGAAUGCGGUGGGCAGACCUCGACGCUCCAAGGAACGGAAGACCAUAUGUGAGCCACCAGCUGGCUUGCAGGAGGAGGCGCAGCCACUGUUGCUGCCGCCACCUGUGGCCCCAGCACCAGCAGCAGCGCCAGCCCCAGCACCAGCAACUGCACCACCAGCAGCAGCAGCAGCUGUUGUUGAACCACCAGCAGCCACACCUAUGCAGCUGCAACAGCAACAGCAGCCACCACAGUCAGUCGCUCCGCCGCACAUUACCCAUGUGCCCGAGGUUAAGGAAACACCGCCAGCUCCUCCUGUCCAGGCAAUUGCACCACCACCCGCAGAGCCGCUGCCACUGCCUCCUGUUGUGGUGUCGAAGCCAACGCCGCAGCAUCCCAAGAAGAAGGCGAUUGCAGCAGCCGAAAUCGAGUCCUAUCAGGCCAUCAAUUCGUCCAUGCCGCCCAUGCAUCAAACGGCCGCUCCGGCGGCCACACAGAAGAUCACAGGCGGCGCCGCAGAUGCGGUGAGCAAGGCGCUGAUUGAUCCGGUUACGGGCGUCAUUACGGCGGGCAUGCCGCAGGGCAAGGAGGGCAAUUUGCCGGCUGCCAAUGCAGCGGCGCCAGCUAACAGCAGCAAUGAGGUGACGCCACUGCAGCAACAGCAGCAGCAACAUCAACAGCAGCAGCUGCAACAGCAACAACAGCAGCAACAGCUGCAGAUCAGCGCCACAGUCAUAGCGCCAGCCACGCCCAUAACAACGCUGAGCAAGCCUGUGCAGUUGCAAGUGCAGGAGGCAGCGGCAACAUUGCUCAACAAGCCGGUCAGUGUGCUGGUCAAGAGUAAUGCACCGCCCACCCAGCCUACGCAAAUCAUACUGCAGCAACAGCAGCAGCAGCAGCAACAACAACAACAACAGCAGCUGCAGCAGUUACCUCCGCAGCCACAACAACAACAUGUUGCGCCCAACAAGCAGCCGCUGGUGAUGACAACUGUGCUGCAACACGCACAGCACACAACAGUGCGUCCACCGCAACCACUGAAAGCGCACGUGCUCAAUCGCGAAAAGAAUCUGCAACAGCAACAACAGCAGCAGCAGCAGCAACAACAACAGCAGCAGCAGCAGCAAUUGACACCCAGCAAACAGCAUCAGCAACCGCCUCAUCCCGGUCACAUGUUGCUCACAGAUGCAGCCGGCAAUCAACAAUUGUUGCAGCCAAAUCUCAUAGCGCGCCACAUGCUUGGCCAACAGCAGCAGGCGCAGCAGCAGCAGCAGGGACAACAGCAACAACAACACUUGCUGGUCAAUAUACCACCACCCACAGCGCAUUCGCCCCACUCGCCACGCAUUACAGCAGCACAACACGUGCAGCAGUCGCAGCAGCAGCCACCCAAUGGACCACAGCAGCAACAGCAACAGACGCUGGUCAUCAAGCAGGCCACAGCAACAGCAUCAACUGUGCAUCCACAAAUACUGCAUGUGGUAAGCUCGAAGGCUUCAGUGUUGCCCGCACAACAGCAGCAGCAGCAGCAGCAACAACAACAACAACAGCCGCCGCAGCUACUGGCGAAACAGAACUUUGGCUAUGCGCAGCAGGCGCCAGCACAGCAGCAGCAACCACAGCAACUGUACAAGCAGAAGGCGCCGCAGCCGGUGGUGCAGAUGCCACCGCACAAUCUACUGCUACCCGCACAUGCUAAUCUGCUGUUGCAGCCAAAGCCAGCCGCGCAUUUGCAGCCACAGCAACAUCAGCUGACUCCAUCGCCACCGCCGAACAAGCCCAUUUCAGUGGUGCACAGUCUGCAGGCGGUGAGCCAGAUGCUGCCCGGCAGCGUGGGCAGUCCGCCGCCAAUGAAACCAGGCCAACAACAGCCCAAUGCGGCAGCAGUUUUGCGCACGGCCAUUCCGAACAUCAGUCCGCAGGGACAGCCGCGCGUUCCGCCGCUGGUAUUGCCAUCAGGCAUGCCAGGCGUGCCACCCUUCGACGCCAGCAUGCAUGACUUGGGCGCCUAUGUCAGCGGUCGGCGCACACAGAGUCCUCCGCCAGCGCAUCAGCAGGCAUCGCCCAUAACACCGAACGACACGGCCUAUCGUGGUAUGACUGCCAUGCUAUACCAGCAUCACAUGAUGCGCAGCGGGGACUAUGAUGACAAGAUGAUCAGCAGCAGCCCGCCAUUGGAGCUGCGUCGUCCAGGCAGUGGCCCGCCACGCACCAUUGCCGUGCCGCACAGUCUACAAAGUCCACAGGAUCGCACCGCAGCGGACUCCCCGCAAAUGGCCCAAGUCUAUGUGCACAAUACUCGGAUACCCCACGCCCACUUCAGCGAGAUGGCUACACGUGGCGGGUACUACGAGAGUAGCGGUAUACAGUUGGAGCCACCGCCGGCGCAUCGUGCUGCCGCUUCGAUAAGUGUGGUGGUGCCACCACCGCCGAACGUCGCGAGCGCCAGUCCGUACAUCAGUGGCGGUGCCUCUGUCUCCGUGUCCGUGCAGCCAGGUCCACAUAGUCUACAUCCCAGCCAGGCCAAGCUAUUGGAGCGUGAGCGCGAGCAGCGUGAACGCGAAAGGGAGAACGAACGCCUGUCCAUGGUGGCAGCAGUUGCCAAACAACAGCAGGAACACUUGUCAGCCUCGGUUAUGCACGGCGGCAUGGAGCUGCCUGCUCAGCCACCGCCGGCAGCAAUGGCACCACCGCCGGGUGACUCACUGGUCACGCUGUUGCAGCGGUAUCCGGUCAUGUGGCAAGGCCUGUUGGCUCUGAAGACAGAUCAGGCGGCUGUCCAGAUGCACUUUGUGCACGGCAAUCCAAACGUGGCGCGCGCUUCGCUGCCCAGCAUGGCGGAGAGCACCACGCCCCAAUUGCGCAUUGCGCAGCGUAUGCGACUCGAACAGACUCAGCUGGAGGGCGUGGCCAAGAAGAUGCAGGUGGACAAAGAGCAUUGCAUGCUAUUGGCGUUGCCUUGUGGGCGCGAUCAUGCGGAUGUGCUGCAGCACUCGCGGAAUCUGCAGACCGGCUUCAUUACAUAUCUGCAGCAAAAGAUGGCCGCUGGAAUUGUGAAUAUACCCAUGCCGGGAAGCGAUCAGGCAGCAUAUGUGGUGCACAUAUUCCCCGCCUGCGAUUUUGCCAAUGAGAAUCUGGAGCGUGCUGCGCCCGAUCUCAAAAAUCGUGUUGCCGAACUGGCUCAUCUAUUGAUUGUCAUUGCCACCGUAUAAAAAUGCGAAGGCAUACACCCUCUGAUCUACAAAAAUCAACACGAAUGUGACUAUUAGAAAAACUAUCUGCCAUGUCUCUGUAAAAAUAACUGCUAGAACAACAACAACAACUGAAAAGAGAAAAACACAUGUAAAGUAAACAACCAACCAAUACAACAACAAAUAACUACCAACUACAACAAAGCAAAAACAAGUUACGCUCUUCUAGUAUAUUAAGUAAUUUUAAAUAGCGUUUAAACAAAACAAAAGUUUAAAAAAAAAGCAAAACUAAAAUCUAAAAAAAAGUAAAAAGAAGAUGAACACAAAAUGCAAACUUUAUUGAAUUCAAAUGCAAGAGAGAGAGUAAAGGGCGCAAUCAAUCAAUCAAGUUUGGUUGAUUGGCCACUAACAAAAACCAAUGUAAAUCCGUUAUACAAAAAAUACCCAGAAAAACUCCUCAUAUACCCUCACAUAUAAUAUAUAAAAACAAAGAGAAAAAACGCACUUAAAUUGCAUAAAACUAUGUUUGUCAAAAUUCUCGUUUCUUUUCUUUUCAUUAACAUAAUACAUAUAAAUAAUUUUAACAACAUUUUUGAAAGCUUGCAAAGUAUCGUUAAGUUUGAUCUCAAGAAAGUGUUUAUAUAUUUUUUUUUUGCAUAUAAUUUAAAAUGAAUAUGAAAACAAAACGAAAAGUAAAUGUGAAAAGAAAAGAAAGCUUAAGCAAAAUACCUAACUGUUUACUGUACUACAUACUACUUACUAUCCAUACAUACCCACAUAAAAGCAUAUAUACCUACUAUCCCUAUUCGAAAGGAUGAUAUAAAACAAGACACGUUUAAGUUUUCGAUUGGUGAACAACAUUUCACACACACACAGAGACAGAUAAAGACAAACACACAUGUAUACACUCACCGCUCGCAAUUUACAAAGUUUCAAUGCUCUUAAUUAAGUUUCGUUUCUAUUUUUAUGUCUUAAUCAAUUUCAAUUUAAAUUUCAAUUUUGUUCCUCGGCUCCAUGUGUUGCGCGCCUUAGCCGCCCGUGUCGCAUUGACCCGAAGAACGCCGCAAGCGCCACCUGUCGCCAACUGCUGUUAAGCACAAUUAGGUUUAAAGAUGCGCCCAGAGGCUUUUUCCUAAAAUUACAAACAUAAUAAAAAGUAGAUUAACCCACAUACAUACACACACACACAUGCAAACACACAUUUAUAUACGAGCACAUUUAUACACAUACAACUACAUAUAUAUAAAUUACACUUAUGAAAUAUCUAUUUAAUUAUAAACAAAUAUGUGUUAAGCCAAAUAUUUUAAUGUCUAGAGACAAGAUUUGUUGCUUCAAUUUUUAGCUUUUGCACGGGGCACGAGGCGACGUUGUCCUUUGUGCCGCCUGUUUCCCUAUUUACACUCUCUCUCAACAGAUUUGCUUGAAAAAUUACAGUCAAACAGAAACAGCGACAACUAUUACAACAACAACACCAUCACUGCCACAACACUGUACAAGAAACUAGUUCAAGCAAAGUUGGGUGUUCUUUUUAUAUUUCUUCAAUGUUUAGUUCUCUAGCAUGAAACUUUGUAAAUUGCCAGACAGGUAGAGCGUAUAUAUACAUCUAUAGAAACAACACACAUAUAUACUUGUAUAUAUAUAUUCAUAUAGAUAUAUAUAAACAUAUAUAUAUAUAUCAAUAUAUAUAAAUGAAAAUGUCCCCUCUGUACACUCCUUAAACUUAAACGUUUUCACACCCAAUUGUAAAUUAUGUGACGAUGAAAAAAGAAAACAAGAGAAAUAAGAAAAGAAAAUGAAAGAAUUAUACAAGUAAAAGCAAAAAGAAAUUUGUAAAAUAUUUAAAUUAUUUAGCGUCUAAUCAAUAAUUCAUGUACAUGUAAAUACAGUUUAAUUAGUGUUUAGCGCGUAUUUAGUUGUAUGUUUUAAAACUAAACUCUGUACAUUAUAUAACACGAUAAACAAACAAAAAUAUAUAUAUAUAUAAAUAUUACGAUUAUGAGAAAGAGAUCAGAGAAGUAAAAAAAAUCGCAAGAAUAAGAGAAAAAAGUAAAACCAUUUUUGUCAGUAAACACAAGAACAGAAGAAACGCUAUUGUUUUAAGACAUUUUUAGUUAUUUUUAAGUUAAUUAAUGAAAAAACGAUAAAAUUACACUUAUUUCUAAGUGAAUUAAUAAACCAAUUCAAUAAACUUUUUCUGUUAAA
Molecule: messenger RNA, 20602 nt
Organism: Drosophila mojavensis
Lineage: Eukaryota; Metazoa; Arthropoda; Insecta; Diptera; Drosophilidae
Gene: spen
Product: protein split ends
Exons: 14
Coding region: 659-18421 (5920 amino acids)
Biological process (GO): regulation of transcription by RNA polymerase II
Cellular component (GO): nucleus
Molecular function (GO): mRNA binding
Source: RefSeq, a predicted model, not a curated record